CGGAGCGCAAGGACAGCUGGUUGGCGGUGGGGGGGCUUGAAUUAUAAAGCGAAUCAGAAAAAUAAGGGAAAAAAAACUAAAAAACUGCAAAUAUCGAGAAAAAGAAGGGAUUCGGAAAAGGAGUUUCAAUUCUGCAAAAAAUAAAGCAUCAGAGGUAGGACAAUAAUCAAGUAGGUGAAUAUAAGGGCAGAGAAGAGGCAAUAGCAGAGGAGGCUGCUGCGAGAAGAAAAAAGCAACAAAAGAAAAUUGAACUUUCCUGGACGUGAGGACUUCUGGACAUCAGCUAACUGCGGUAGGUCAGAUAGAUGGUUUGUCCACAGCGCUGCCCGGAUCAUGAACGCACAGCUGUCGAUGGAGAAUAUUGGCGACCUGCACGGAGUGAGCCAUGAGUCCGUGGCUGGUCACGGGGAGCUGCUGAGUGGCCACAGUCCGCAUUCCCGUCCGAGCCCCCGGGGUCUGAGCCACCGCGCUAUGGGCAUGGCGACCCUGCUGGACAGCGGAGACUAUCACCCCAGCCACCCCGGACACCUGCAUCCAGCCAUCAGCAUGUGCGAAGCCCCCCCUGGCAUGAGUGCGAGCAGCACUUACACCACCCUAACCCCCCUGCAGCCCUUACCCCCCAUCUCCACCGUGUCCGACAAGUUUCCUCCCCAUCAUCACCACCACCAUCCCCAUCAUCCUCACCCUCAUCCUCACCAGAGGAUCCCCGGAAACGUCAGCGGCAGCUUCACGUUGAUGCGAGAGGACCGGAGUCUGGCGCCUAUGAACAGUCUGUAUCCCGCAUAUCAUCACAAGGAUCCCUGUAUGGGCCAAAGCCUGUCCCCGUUAUCCGGUUCCGGUCUGGCCAGCAUACACACGUCCCAGGCCGGCAUCCCUCCCUACGCUCAUCCCGGUGCCGCCAUGCCUGGUGAGAAGAUGCUCACCCCCAGCGGGUUUGAGGCUCACCACCCGGCCAUGCUCGGCAGACACACGGAGCAGCACAUGAGCUCCUCAGCGGGCAUGGUACAAAUCAACGGCCUCCACCACCACCCGCACGCCCACCUUGGGGCGCAGGGGCACGGCCAGGGGCUGGGGAACAGCCGGGAGCAGGCCUCCGGGCCCGGGCAGCAAGGGGGCGGCGGUGGAGGGGGUGGUAUUUCUGGGGGACAGAUGGAGGAGGUGAAUACCAAAGAGGUGGCGCAGAGGAUCACCACGGAGCUGAAGCGCUACAGCAUCCCUCAGGCCAUCUUUGCCCAGCGGGUCCUGUGCAGGUCCCAGGGGACCCUGUCCGACCUGCUGAGAAACCCCAAACCCUGGUCCAAGCUCAAGUCCGGUAGAGAGACCUUCCGCCGCAUGUGGAAAUGGCUGCAGGAGCCCGAGUUCCAACGCAUGAGUGCGCUCAGGCUCGCAGGUGAGCGAAGCCUCGCAUGUAAGCGUAAGGAACAGGACCACGGCAGAGGCGAGCGAGGGAACGUGACCAAGAAGCCCCGGCUGGUGUUCACAGAUGUGCAGCGGCGGACGCUCCACGCCAUCUUCAAGGAGAACAAGCGUCCAUCCAAAGAGCUGCAGCUCACCAUCGCCCAGCAGCUGGGCCUGGAGCUCGCCACAGUCAGCAACUUCUUUAUGAACGCACGCCGCCGGAGCCUAGAUAAGUGGGUGGACGACGGCUCCGGUCACUCAGCCAACUCUGGCCCUAACACCUGCACCAAAGCCUGAAGACGGACUGAUUUGACCAACUCAUGGACUGACUCAACCUCGGUGGAAAAGCUUUAAAACUUAAGAGAAACAAAGAGAAACUUAAAAGACGUUGAAGCAACGUUUUGCCCUUAAACCUGUACUAUAUUGAUAUUUAUAGUAUCCAAAGAUGAAAAAACAAACCAAAGACUUCUUGUUUGACCUGCUUUGAAAUGUUUGUUUCAGCAACACAUUUAUGUGUAACAUACUGCAAAAAGACUAUAAUUUUACCCCCCCUCUCACACACACUCACUGUCACUGGUCUCUAGCUUUACUACACCCCUCCUCACCUCCCCAACCAGUAUCAAUCUAUCAUUCACCAUCCUUAUCUUUAAUCUGAUUGGUUGGUUUUAAUGAUAGGUCCCUAAAUGGAGGUUUAAUCAGCCUAUUGGCAGUCUGACCUGCAGCUGUCCACACCCCUGAAGAACAGCCAGAAUGUGGAGCUCCGGUGGGAUUGGCCAAUCAAUUUUAAAGAAAAAAAAUCCUACAGGAGCAACUGGAUUGUUGUGCAACCUUGUUUGGAUCGGUGGCAGUGGACUGUCUGUCUAUCUGUCUGUCUGUCCAGCUGUCUGUCUUUCUAUCAAGCAUUCCAGACAGACAGGGGAAUGCCCACGCGUAGACUGCUAACCCAAAACCAAAAUCCCAACCCUAAACCAAACCGAGAUCCCCUAACCUCAACCCACAUGGUAGUGCUUUCUUCCAACAUGCUGAAGCGUUGAAUAAUUUAAAAAAUGAGAAACCAAAGCCUUCUACACCCUGAAGCCUCCCAUGCAGUUUAGGAAUAAAACCACUAAACACACUAUGUAGUAAUUUGACCAAAGAGUGUAUUUUGUAGUUGAUAAUCUUAAAAGUAUUUUUCCUCCCUGACCUCCUAAAACAGACUGUUAGUAAGGUGUCACAAAGAAGCCAAUGUUACUGCUCAUGGUCCAUUCAACCUUUUGAGUCAUACUUAAAUUUAUGUUCCCUGCAAAUGGAAACAAUAUGUAACAUAACCCUGAAAAUUAACUAAUGACAUUUGCCUUACAGAUGCCUUUUUGAAUCAAACUAAAUAUUCCAGCUUUGUCUUCACAAUCGGUCUAGUGAAUGUUACUGUAAAUGCUGUUUGUGAAGAUUAAUCAUUGCAGAAACAACCUUGUCUGUUUCCACAGGUUUAGUGCUAGUUUAUACCUUCAAAUGCCAGCAGCUGGCAAACAGACGAAUCCAUUCAGUAGUACGUUUUCUCUGCAAAGGUGAAAACACAAAUGCUGGGUUUAUGUGUGGUCUUGACACUGUGAGGUAGACAGAUGGCCUCUGAUGGGGGGGGGGGGUUUAAGGACAAACUGUGUCACCACUCUAAUAAUAAGCAUUCAGCGUCGCUCCGUCAUCCCUGUGCACUUCAUACGUAUUUGAUUUUAUCACCUCAUCAGAGAUGUUGGGUAGAGGGGAUGAUAUCAAUGAUCAAAUCAAUUUCAGGCGCUUACACAGCAAUGUCAGCUCCUCACCUGAAUACGAAAGCACCCCAUCCCUGCCCGUCGCCAAUGCCCCAAACCCCCCUCCCUAUCCUGCCUCCGCGCUCCUGGUAAGCUAUGCAUUUCAGCACUAGGAGGAAAGCACUACACAGGGCUGGCCCAGGGCAGCGCAGCAUUAGAUAUAUUAGGCUGGCCCCUUGCCAUCGUCCUCCGCAUGGCCAGGGUUAGCAGCUCUACAUCCAUCAGAGCAAGCGCUGGAGGAGAGGCGAGAGAGAGCUGCUUCUUCAUCUCUGAGAGAAAAACCAAAAAAGAUGACAAGAAACAAAAAACGUGUCAAGACCUGCUGAUGUUUUAUAGUGUGAACCAAAGAUGCUACCUCACUCAAGUUCCAUACGUGAUUUCUAUCACUUUGAUGAUACCAAAGAUAACCAAAGAUUUUUUUCUCAUUGCACGGCCUCUGAGUGGUGUUAAAAGAAUUUGUAUGUCUCCCCUCCCCCCAUCUCCUUUCUCUUCCCCUCUUUUCCUGUCUUCUCCCCCGUCUCCCCCUCCCACCUGCACUCAACCCAUGCACCCCUGCUAUGAACGCUCUUGCUUCAUCUGUGCUGAUUACAGCUUCAUAGAUAGUCAUGCUGAUGUAGCUAUAGGCAGAUAUGCAGAUCUAGCCAUAGAUACAUACACACAACCGGCCAUGCGGGUGCCUGCGGGGUACAGCGAACUCGAUGACAAUGUGAUCAGUCUUUGUUUUGCUCGUUGGCAACAGAAAAGCAUUCAUCUCUACCCCUUUGCUGGCGGAGAAGACAGUUAGAAUGUAAAAGCUGGUAUUGUGGCAAACCAACAAAUUCAUAAAAUUAAAGUUUGAGAUUGGUUCAUGAAUCAUUUCAAAAUACUCUGUGAAUUUAAUGGAGUACCCCGCUAGAGUGCCAUUUUUUGGAGCUUUAUUUCCGCUUGGCGUCUCCCUCUGAGUGUGUAUCUAUAGGUUGAUAAUAUUGAUCCAUCAAGUAGGUCAGACAUCUUCACAUGACAAAAGGCAGACAAGCUGACAUAACCAUGGGCAGAAUUGUUGACUCAACUAUAGGCAGACAUGUUCCUGAAAGUAGAAGCAGACAUGUUGCAAUCUUUCUAAAACUCCCAGGAUGAGUGCCUUGCUUGAACCAAAGUGUUAAACCGCUGUUGACCUCUCACCUUUGACUCUGUGAAUACCUCAGCCUGUAGAAGGGCCACUACUGAAGAAACAAGGAAAAGGUUGUUUGUUUUUUUUCUUAAAUCACACCGUGGUGCUUUCGCCAGCGCAACCAUGCAAUGAAAACAUACCAAAGGAAUUUCUGUUGUCCACUUCUACAGAUUAAACCAAAGGUCUUUGUGUCUCCUCUCCCCUGCCCCCUUUCCCCCCUCCAUCCCUCCUUCCCCCAGCCUUCCUUGUCUCUCUGCUGUGUGUAGGAAGGUCCAGCACUCUGGCCGUGCAUGUCUUUACCUAUGUCUCUGAAUACCUCAUAGUAAUAAUUCCUUUGAGUUCUGCAUUGAGACGUCUAUCUGUGAGUAAGGCAGAACUCCAUUCGUGUGGUAAUUGUUAUUGUUACUUCAAAAAGCUGUAUGAUUAUCUAUUUUGAAGGUUGUUUUUUAUUUUGGCAGAAGUGCUCUGUUUCAAGUCACGGAGGACAAGUUUCAGGGUUGAUGUAUGAAACUUAAGGGAUGGAGGGAGAAGCGUAUUUUUUAUCAGACAUUGGGUUAUGCCAAUAUUAUGAUGGUAGACUAUUGCUUUUACAGGGUAAAACCAACUGCUGUGAUAUUGUGUUCAUAUUUUCCCUUUUCUCUACUUCUGUGCUGUGAUUUUAAUUUAAUUGCAUUUUUGUAUUGGUUAACCACUGCUUUAAUUUAUGCAUUUGUAGAAACUCUAGAUUUGUAUAUAGUAGGUUUUUGGAAAAAAAAAAAACAAACAAAAAAGACAGUUUUAUGUUACAGCCUUAUUGCCCACGCUUAGAUAUAACAAAGGAGUAGUUUGUAUUCUUCUUCAGCUAAAUCCUAGCCGGCAUUUCAAUGUGUGUUUUAAACACUGCCAGAAACCCAGACAGUUGAUUUGCCAGCGCAGACAAAGUUAUACAGGAGCUACUUUGUUGAACAGCUGGCAAAAAGCAGUGUGUACGUGUGUGUGUGUUUUUUCUAUUCUUUUGACUUUUUAAGAACAGUUAUUUUAUGGGUAUUACUGCACAUCCAAAGAUUUUUAAAACAAACCAAAAAUUGGAAAAAAAAUAUGUAUAAUGUUGAAAAGCACUGGCAUUUGUGAGGUAGACUUGUUGAGUUUUGAUUUGCCAUUCGCACGGGUAUAGAAUGUAGAAGGCGUAGGGCUAUGUAGACAAGCUUACUCUACCAUGUGGGGAAUCUCCUGUUCAAUGUACAAUCUGAAGCAUCUGAAAUGAGGGCUGCAAGUCCCGCUCACUUUGCUGUCUAAUACACAGAGUGAGGUGGAGUGUAGGCUGGGCAGCCGGUCUGCCAGGGGCUGUGCCACGGAGCUGGGUCUGUUUUUAUUGCUGUGGCACUGCCGCCUCACUCCAGCUAGUAUCUGUUCUUUUGGUACGUACUCGUGUAAUGACUAUGAGCAAAGUCUAAUAAAACUGCAAAGAAUUUUACCAAGGAAUCCGUGUGUGAGUGUGUAUGGGGACGAUCACCUGGAUUGCUCAUCUCUUUUUCUGUCUGUGGAUGCGUGAGUGUGUGGGUACAUGUGUGUGACCGACUCAAAUUUCAAGUACUGCUGCGGCUCGCAGGUAUGCAAGUCUGUGUGUGUGCUCAUUUGCAUGUAUUUCUUUACUGUCUGUUUUUCCAUUGUGAAAUCUAUUUCUACUGCAUAUUACAUUUGGGGUGUAUGCAUGUGUGGGGCUGAUUGGUGCAUGUCACAACAGUAGAACUGACGCCCUCUGGUUGUCAGAGGCCUUACUGUUGGCGCUGUUUCCUCUCUGUCAUGCUCAGACAGCACAGAAUCUCCGAGGACUGAAGGAUAUCACCAAAAUGUCCAUGACAGAUUACAUCAGCAUUGCAGUCAUUGUGUCACGGAUGUGUGUGAAAGUGUUUCAGCCAAGUACAGGUGCUUACAUUAAAGUUAUACAGGCCUGUAUUAAAUGGAAUGGAUGAUGAGGUGUGGACCUAUGUUUUCCCCAUUUUCAUAUUUUCUGUUAUUUAUUUUGUCCAUACGGAGUUCCCAUAUGAUGGGUAGCUUAGCUACAAGUCUCAUAACAAUACUGCGGCGCCUAAGACAAUCAUCUGGAUCUCUUACGCUGGGGAACUAGUUUCUCACCCACAGAGGGGUGUCCUCCAGCUAUUCAUAUACAAAGAUGCUUGAAGGGUUUUGAUAAACAAGCAUAUUUGUUGUCAUAGACAUUUAGUUAUAGAUUACAGUAGUAGUUCAUCUUGCACUUGCAUUUUGAAAGGAAAUUUCAUUGCUCUCGUCGCCUUGUGCUCUUGUCAAAUUUGACCUCUUUCUUUUGACCUCCUUCGCGACUCACGAUGCUUCUUCUGUUUUCAGUGUGUGCGUGCGUGUGUGUUUGUGCGUGUGUGUGUGUGUGUGUGCAAG
Molecule: messenger RNA, 6723 nt
Organism: Xiphias gladius (swordfish)
Lineage: Eukaryota; Metazoa; Chordata; Actinopteri; Istiophoriformes; Xiphiidae
Gene: onecut1
Product: one cut homeobox 1
Exons: 2
Coding region: 334-1695 (453 amino acids)
Biological process (GO): regulation of transcription by RNA polymerase II
Cellular component (GO): nucleus
Molecular function (GO): DNA-binding transcription factor activity, RNA polymerase II-specific; RNA polymerase II cis-regulatory region sequence-specific DNA binding
Source: RefSeq, a predicted model, not a curated record